Messenger RNA from Belonocnema kinseyi, 4458 nucleotides. It is a transcript of the gene Nc73EF, whose product is annotated as 2-oxoglutarate dehydrogenase, mitochondrial. Lineage: Eukaryota; Metazoa; Arthropoda; Insecta; Hymenoptera; Cynipidae. The record is from RefSeq and is a predicted model, not a curated record. The transcript has 15 exons. Gene Ontology annotation, molecular function: oxoglutarate dehydrogenase (succinyl-transferring) activity; thiamine pyrophosphate binding. Gene Ontology annotation, biological process: tricarboxylic acid cycle. Gene Ontology annotation, cellular component: mitochondrion; oxoglutarate dehydrogenase complex. Bases 163 to 3429 code for a protein of 1088 amino acids.
GUGUUAUUACAUUUUAAUUUCGUAUACAUUUUUAAUUACUCUAACAUUCUUCCAAGAAUAAAUAUUUUCGCACUUUUAGCUCUCAGGUUUCUAAAGCCUUGGUGUAUUAUUAGGAAAACGAUCUCACCCUUGCACUUCGUGCGUUUCUAGCCCAAGGUCAAAAUGUAUAAGGCUAGGACAGUAUUCAACGCCCUGACUCCAUUGGCCCCACGAGUUUGUGGGGCUGAAAGGUUUGCAUCAUGGCUGGUGCGCAGCCAUUCUUUGGCCAGGACGAGUCAGGCAAUUAUCCCUGAAUCAGGGCGACGAUAUAGCAGCCGGGUUGCCACUGAGCCUUUCCUGAACGGAAGUUCCAGUUCCUACGUGGAAGAAAUGUACAACGCCUGGCUUCAAGAUCCUAGCAGCGUUCAUGUGUCAUGGGAUAGUUUCUUCCGCAACAGCACAGCUGGGGCUGCUCCAGGACAGGCUUAUCAAGCUCCACCAUCUCUAGCUCCAAGUUACAAUCAAGUUCCACUCGGAUCUUUAUUGCCCUACAGCAGUGGAUCCCAAAUCGGCCAAGUGCCCGUCAAUGAAAAAGUCAUUGACGAUCACCUGGCCGUUCAAGCCAUCAUUCGAUCCUACCAGAUUCGUGGCCACCAUAUCGCUAAAUUGGACCCGCUUGGCAUCAACAGUGCUGAUCUUGAUGACAGGCAUCCCCAAGAGUUGCUCUAUAAUUAUUACUCAUUCGGAAAGAUUCCUCGAACCACUUACGCUCAAGAUCUACGAAAUCGGGUAGCAGCUCUUAUGAAAAAGGAGUCGGACAUGGAUCGAGUUUUCAAAUUACCGUCCACCACCUUUAUCGGCGGGAAGGAUAAAUCACUCCCGCUGCGUGAAAUCUUGAAAAGAUUGGAGUCAACUUAUUGCGGACAUAUUGGAGUGGAAUUUAUGUUUAUUAAUUCCCUUGAGCAGUGCAAUUGGAUUCGACAGAAGAUGGAAACUCCGGGUAUUACGGAAGUUACGAACGAUGAGAAACGUCUCAUUUUGGCGAGAUUGACUCGAGCCACUGGGUUCGAAGCCUUUUUAGCCAAGAAAUGGACUUCAGAAAAGAGAUUUGGCCUCGAAGGUUGUGAAAUUCUGAUCCCAGCGAUGAAGCAAGUGAUUGACAAAUCUACCGAACUUGGCGUUGAAUCCAUAGUGAUGGGAAUGCCACACAGAGGUCGUCUCAAUGUACUAGCAAAUGUCUGCAGAAAACCACUCAGCCAGAUAUUCACGCAGUUUGCUGCACUUGAAGCCGCCGAUGAUGGUUCAGGAGACGUCAAGUAUCAUCUUGGAACUUAUAUCGAACGUCUCAAUAGAGUAACGAACAAGAAUAUUCGCCUCGCAGUUGUUGCGAAUCCUUCUCACCUCGAAGCUGUCGAUCCCGUCGUCCAGGGAAAAACAAGAGCUGAACAGUUCUACCGAGGAGAUGGAGAAGGCAAAAAGGUCAUGUCUAUUCUUUUGCACGGCGACGCAGCUUUCUGUGGUCAGGGAAUCGUCUUCGAGACAAUGCACUUGUCCGAUUUGCCUGAUUACACAACCCACGGAACAAUUCACAUCGUCGCGAAUAAUCAGAUCGGUUUCACGACCGAUCCUAGGCAUUCGCGCUCGUCUCCUUACUGCACAGACGUUGCACGAGUUGUGAACGCGCCAAUUUUCCAUGUCAACUCUGACGAUCCGGAGGCGGUGAUGCACGUUUGCAAAAUGGCAGCCGAAUGGAGAGCGACUUUCCAUAAAGACGUCGUUAUUGACAUUGUGUCUUACAGACGAAACGGACACAAUGAGGCCGACGAACCAAUGUUUACCCAACCACUUAUGUACCGCAAAAUUAAAAACACUCCAAGAGUUCUCGAUAAAUAUUCUAGCAAGUUGGUCCAGGAAGGAGUGGUCACUGAAGAGGAAGUCAAGGAUGUUAAAGACAAAUAUGAAAAGAUCUGCGAAGAAGCCUAUGGAAACGCGAAGCAGGAGACCCACAUCAAAUACAAGGACUGGCUUGACUCACCCUGGUCUGGUUUCUUCGAGGGAAAAGACCCGCUGAAAGUUUCUCCAACUGGAGUGAAAGAGGACACUCUGGUUCACAUUGGCAAGAAAUUCUCCUCGCCUCCACCGAAUGCGGCCGAGUUUGUCGUCCACAAAGGUAUCGAGCGUAUCUUGAAGGCCCGAAUGGAAAUGAUUGAGUCUAGGCAAAUUGAUUGGGCGUUGGGAGAAGCCAUGGCGUUUGGCUCGCUUCUUAAGGAGGGAAUCCACGUGAGAUUAUCGGGACAGGAUGUCGAACGCGGUACUUUCUCUCACAGGCAUCACGUGUUGCAUCAUCAAACUGUCGAUAAGGCGACAUACAGACAGCUCUGCUAUCUUUACCCGGAUCAGGCGCCAUACACUGUGUGCAAUAGUUCUCUCUCUGAAUAUGGAGUCCUCGGAUUCGAGUUGGGAUAUUCGAUGACAAACCCGAACGCUCUCGUAAUUUGGGAAGCUCAAUUUGGAGAUUUCAACAACACUGCACAGUGCAUCAUCGAUCAGUUUAUCAGCAGUGGCCAAGCGAAAUGGGUUCGUCAGUCCGGUCUUGUGAUGCUCCAACCCCACGGUCUUGAAGGCCAGGGCCCAGAGCAUUCGAGCGCUCGAUUAGAACGUUUCCUCCAGAUGUCGUCUGACGACCCAGACUAUUUUCCACCAGAGAGCGAGGAAUUUGCAGUUCGCCAACUCCACGACAUCAACUGGAUCGUCGCAAACUGCACGACACCCGCCAAUUUAUUCCACAUUCUCCGUCGCCAGAUUGCCCUUCCCUUCCGCAAACCAUUGAUCAUCAUGACACCCAAAUCUCUCCUGAGACAUCCAGAAGCCAGGUCCAGUUUCGACUUGAUGACGGAGAAUACACAAUUCUUGAGAAUUAUUCCCGAGGAAGGUGUCGCUGCUGAAAGUCCCAAUGGAGUCAAGAGGCUCAUUUUCUGCUCGGGAAAGGUUUAUUACGAACUGAAGAAAUCGAGGAAAGAGAGGGGACUCGAAGAUAAAGUAGCAAUCGCAAGGGUGGAACAGAUCUCUCCAUUCCCCUAUGAUCUUGUCAAGAAAGAGGCUGAGAAAUACUCUGAUGCUCAACUCAUUUGGUGCCAAGAGGAGCACAAAAACCAGGGAGCGUGGAAUUAUGUUCAACCCAGAUUCCACACAGCUCUUAACGGCACACGAACAGCAUCUAAUGGAGGCGAUGACAAAAAUAGUGGCGGAUGGUUCGGUAGCUGGUUUUCAUCCUCAAAACCAGAGAAAACUAAAACUGUUUCCGAAUCUCAGACGGAUGAAUCGACAAAGCCAGUUCAGAGAGAAACGAGGUACGUUGGACGUCCGACUGCUGCGUCGCCAGCAACAGGUAGCAAAGCUCAGCAUACCAGAGAACUGAAACAACUACUGGAUGACUCUUUCAAUUUGUAAUCUUAUUUAGAUGAAUAGUGAACUUUAUUUAUUCUGCGUACUAUAAUUGUUAUAAGGAUCCUACUGCCCUUUGAACAUUGCGAGAGAGACCACUCUCCUUGAAAUAUUCCCUUACAGUGUGCUGGAAUUAGUACCGUGUGUAAGGAUAUUUAAUUUAAACCAUCGAAAAGUACAGCUUCUCACGCUUUUCAAUUAAUAUUUCACUUAAUACUUCACUUAAUAUUUCACUUAGUGAAAAGGAAGCAAUCCGAGUUUUAAUAAUCAUUUGAAAUACUCAACCUAAAUAAACCUAUUUAUGCCUUAAAGAACCGAAGCAGAAUGUGUACUUUUCAAUGGUAUGGGAAACUCAUGUGCAAAUAUAAAUGUAAUUUGCUCUGUUAAUAUGUCUAUAAAUCGGUAACGCGACAUUUAAUGACUACGAAAGUAUUAUUUUAAACUUAACUACGUUUCUGCGAUCAAGAGACAAAGGUGUACGAGUCUUUCUUGGAAAUUUCGUAUUCAGGCCACCAAUCACUUUAACUUUUUAUAGUCGCUGUGUUUGUAUAAAAAAUUAAAUGAUUGGUCUCGAAUUGUUAGUGAAAUGAAAAAUGUGAAGAAAAAUGGUGGCUGUAUGCGAGGGGAGUCUCUUAGUGAUACAAAAAAUUGCAUUGCUACUUCAUUUUGGACACCGCAGGGUCUGCAGAGGCACAGUAUUUGACUCUUUUUGUUGAAGCUCCGUUAUCAAUGCUGCAAAUAUUGUUUAUAUCUAUCUAUGGAUAGGAGGUGAUUGCGAGUGGCCACUGCGGGUAACGGGAGCCAUGAUCGCUUUGAAAACUAAAAGUAUGGACACUUAAGCUCAGGGCAGAAGUCAAAAAAAGCUGUUUUACCUUAUUUCUUGCUAGUUAAGAAAUCCUCUAAUCAAUACCGGUGUGAAUAUUAGUUUCAGAGUCGAAUUAGUAGCGAUAAAUUAUAUUUUAUUUAAGAAUGAGGCAAACGUUGAACUGCACAUUGUAGAUUCUGUUUAAUUAUUAAAUUGUAAUUACCACCGAA